Ilex paraguariensis (yerba mate) is the source of this 2895-nucleotide messenger RNA. The record is from the annotation of a GenBank genome assembly. Lineage: Eukaryota; Viridiplantae; Streptophyta; Magnoliopsida; Aquifoliales; Aquifoliaceae.
AAAAUUUGAAACACGUAGAAGAAAUCCAAGCAACGCCCAGAUCUAUGGCUUGCCUUCAAGCACGAAACCAAGUUGGAGCUUCCGACCUUCUUACUCUUCUAGACCUCUACCCAAUUUGAACUUUCAGACAUCACAGAUAUUCCUUUCCCAUCUCCACGCUAGCGCUCCCAAAUCCCAGGACUGGGGGUUACUCAUCCCCCUCUUCCUCUACAAAAGAGAGAGAGACAGAAGAAACACUAUUGAAACCAGACCAACCUCAUGGCUUCAACCAUCAACCCCUUGCUCUCCUCAAGCAUCAUUGGUACCCAAAUCUUUCUCUCACCUCCAACUCCCAAAACAACCAAGUCUUUGCCUUUUAGAAAGUUUCUAGUAACACGCUCAGUUCUUGACAGAAAAUCCGAUUCACAAACCCUAAAGACCUUUUCAUCGCAGGCCACUUUGGCUGCCUUACUCUUCUCUUCACUCACCCCACAAGCCCUAGCCCUUGAUAACAGCAGUCCACAAACUCCAUCACCUGUUAUUCAAGCUGAAGCACCCAAACCCAACCUUUCAAACGCAUCACCAUUCUCAAAAAACCUUCUCUUAACAGCCCCAAAACCCCAAACACAGUCUACCUCUGACCUCCCGGAGGGUGGUCAAUGGCGAUACAGCGAGUUCUUGAAUGCUGUGAAAAAGGGCAAGGUUGAAAGGGUUCGAUUCGGCAAGGACGGAAGUGCCCUCCAACUCACUGCUAUUGAUGGCCGUAGAGCAACUGUAGCUGUCCCCAAUGACCCUGCCUUAAUUGACAUUUUGGCGAUGAAUGGCGUCGAUAUAUCGGUGGCGGAGGGCGAUUCUGGUAAUGGGUUGUUCAAUUUCGUCGGGAAUUUGCUGUUUCCAUUUCUUGCUAUUGCCGGAUUGUUUUUUUUAUUCCGGCGAGGCCAGGGAGGGCCCGGUGGCCCUGGCGGUCUGGGCGGGCCAAUGGACUUUGGCCGGUCCAAAUCCAAGUUUCAGGAGGUUCCAGAGACCGGUGUCACAUUUGCUGAUGUGGCCGGAGCUGAUCAGGCCAAAUUGGAAUUGCAAGAAGUAGUGGAUUUCUUGAAAAACCCUGAUAAGUACACUGCUCUAGGAGCUAAAAUUCCAAAAGGGUGUCUUUUGGUGGGACCGCCCGGUACAGGGAAGACCCUUUUGGCCCGAGCAGUGGCUGGUGAGGCCGGUGUGCCGUUCUUUUCUUGUGCAGCUUCGGAGUUUGUGGAAUUGUUUGUGGGGGUGGGUGCUUCUAGAGUGAGGGAUUUGUUUGAGAAGGCAAAGUCCAAAGCGCCUUGCAUUGUGUUUAUUGAUGAGAUUGAUGCUGUGGGGAGGCAGCGAGGGGCAGGACUUGGGGGUGGGAAUGAUGAAAGAGAGCAGACCAUUAAUCAGCUUUUGACUGAGCUGGAUGGUUUUUCAGGUAAUUCGGGUGUUAUAGUGUUGGCUGCAACUAACAGGCCGGAUGUUCUUGAUUCAGCAUUGCUGAGACCGGGAAGGUUUGAUAGACAGGUUACUGUGGAUAGGCCUGAUGUUGCUGGUAGAGUCAAAAUCCUUCAGGUGCACUCCAGAGGAAAGGCGCUUGCAAAGGAUGUGGACUUUGAAAAGAUUGCCCGGAGAACACCAGGUUUUACAGGAGCUGAUUUGCAAAACCUGAUGAAUGAAGCAGCCAUUCUUGCAGCCAGGCGUGACCUUAAGGAAAUAAGCAAAGACGAAAUAUCCGAUGCUUUGGAGAGAAUAAUUGCUGGUCCAGAGAAGAAAAAUGCUGUUGUCUCGGAGGAGAAGAAGAAACUGGUUGCUUACCAUGAGGCGGGUCAUGCUUUGGUUGGUGCACUUAUGCCUGAAUAUGAUCCUGUAGCCAAGAUCUCCAUCAUUCCUCGUGGCCAAGCAGGUGGUCUUACCUUUUUUGCUCCAAGUGAAGAGAGGCUGGAGUCUGGGCUGUACAGUAGAAGCUACCUGGAGAAUCAGAUGGCUGUUGCACUUGGUGGAAGGAUUGCCGAAGAGGUUAUUUUUGGUGAAGAGAAUGUAACAACAGGGGCAUCAAAUGACUUUAUGCAAGUUUCGAGGGUUGCAAGGCAAAUGGUCGAGAGAUUUGGGUUCAGCAAGAAGAUUGGACAAGUUGCUAUCGGUGGACCUGGUGGAAAUCCCUUCUUAGGUCAACAGAUGUCAUCCCAGAAAGAUUACUCCAUGGCUACUGCUGAUGUGGUGGAUACAGAAGUGAGGAAGCUGGUAGAGACUGCAUAUUCCAGGGCCAAGCAGAUCAUUACAACCCACGUUGACAUCCUACACAAGCUUGCUCAGCUCCUAAUGGAGAAAGAAACCGUUGAUGGAGAAGAGUUCAUGAGCCUUUUCAUUGAUGGCAAGGCUGAGUUAUAUGUUGCCUAAUUGCACUCUUAAGCCCCAAAACGACACUGUAUAUAGGAAAGGUGGCGUGAGCUUUUACUGCGAGACAACACAUGUAUCACUCUCCUUCUGGUACAUCUUUGAAUGACUACCACGCCCCCACAUGGGACUAUAUAUGGACACUGCAUUUUGUGACAAAAGGAACAAUAGAUUGAGUCAUGACACAAAAAAAAAAGUUGUACAUGAUGAGGCCUCUCAUGAUCCUCCUUCACCACGCUGCCUCUUUGCUUCUAGCCCACUGAGCGUGCAUUGCAUUUAGGACAGGUUGAGCUAUCUCUAUAUGCAACGGUUUACAGAUAGAGUUGGUCUGAUCCCUGAAUCGAUGAUAUCACCAACUAAUUGAAACUCACCAACCUAAUAAAAUUUAGGGACAAUUACGCCUGUACUUCAUGAGGUUUUUUAUUGAAUCAUUUAAAUUUCUGACAUUUGAAAUAUUAUAUACAGACUCCUUGAAAUUUAAAUGCGUGUAAUACUUAGGUUUCUGUUGUCAAU